AUGCACACUACAGAAGACUCUGGCGUUGCGCUUACCUCUGGCGCCAACUGGGGCCCCUCCUGCCGACUCCCUUUCGCUCCCGCUGCCCUCCUCACGGCCCCGGACGACUCGCCCCGGCCUGCUCAAUUCUUUUCAACGCGCUCGAACGAAGACACUAGGCGGCAACGCGGACGAUACACUCGCCAUUGUAGCUGGUGGAGCUCUGGGCGCAACUUCUGCCACCGCGCGCCAUCGCGACGGUGGAUCGGCGGGAAAAUGGACACGCGCAAGGCGCCACACUCUGUCGUCCUUCGUGUGGCCUUGCGCAACGAUCUGCUGGUUGGAUCUGGGCUGGCGCCAGGCGCGACGCUGGCCAAAUCUUGGCCAUUUCGGCGGAUGUCUCGACGCGUUUCGGCGGUCUGCAUCGGCCGCGCUCGCUGUCGACAGGGCUCUGCACAAGAUCGGCAGAGCGCACGUGGGCGUCUAGCCGCUGAAGUUUUCAAGACAAGCGGGCCAACGGCUGGCCCUGCGCUCGCCGAUCUCUGCUGUGCGAAACUCGGGGCCGGUCGGCCGCGUUCUCACGCCGAGUUUCACGCGGGACGACUGCGCGCUUGGGUCAGCGCUGCCCGGCCAGGACUUUCCGCGGCCAGUGACGUUCUCGGCCGUCUCUGGGCCGCUGCCCUCGAACGAAAAAGCAUUCUGGUCCUCCAGGGGCGGCGUACACGUCAAGAGAGACUCGCGAGACACAUCCUAGAUGCUCUCGAUCCGUCUCGGCGGGCUAUGUACUCCGCGUUCGCUGUUGACCGCGUUGUGCACACGAUCGACAGCGUUAGCUUGCUUCUUCAACUUCUCAAAGUUCGGAAGCGAACAGGCCAGCGGCUGGCCCUCCGCUCGCCGAUCUCCGUUGCGCGAAACUCGAGCCUAGCGAGCCGAGUCCUCGCUCGUUCGGCCUGGCGCUUUCAGGCCACUGUCUGGGUCUGCGCGGUCCUCCCGCUGUCUUCCGAGGCCAGGGGCGUUCCGGCCCGCAUCGCGGCCGUUGGGCGGGGAAACUUGCGCCCGGACAGCGAGCAUACGCCCGCCCAUCUUCUGGGAAUCGCAAGCGGAACGACGCCCUCGUCUUGCCGCAGCGCCGAACAGCCAGCUCUCGCACAAGUCAAGCCCGACGUGCCCUGCGCGUUCUGCUUGCAAACAGCCGCCAUUAGUACGCGCUUAUUGCCGCGGGAGGUGUGGCUGUGUCGUCUCAUUGUAGGUGUUUUCAGAUACUACCCUCACUGCUCAGUGCUCAACCGUCAAUUUGCAGCCCGCAAAUUCAGUAUCGCGAGCUGGGUCACAGCGCUGUCGUCAAAGCCAAUCCCCGAAGUACUUCCUUUACCGCGGCCCUUGACGAAGCUGGCACGGUGGCGAUACUGCCGGGCUGGCUCCGAGUCGUAG
Molecule: messenger RNA, 1410 nt
Organism: Mycena indigotica
Lineage: Eukaryota; Fungi; Basidiomycota; Agaricomycetes; Agaricales; Mycenaceae
Exons: 7
Coding region: 1-1410 (469 amino acids)
Source: RefSeq, a predicted model, not a curated record